Messenger RNA from Diabrotica balteata, 1848 nucleotides. The record is from the annotation of a GenBank genome assembly. Lineage: Eukaryota; Metazoa; Arthropoda; Insecta; Coleoptera; Chrysomelidae.
CAAAAAUUGUGGGCUCUGGCUUAACACGAGUUUUCUAGUUGAAAAAGUAUUAUUUUAAAUAAUGGCUAUUAGUUUGUUAAAUCCCAAAGCUGAAGUUGCUAGAGCUGCACAAGCCCUAGCCGUUAAUAUAUCAGCUGCAAAAGGUAUUCAAGAUGUAAUGAAAUCAAACCUAGGUCCCAAAGGAACGGUAAAAAUGUUGGUAUCUGGUGCCGGCGAUAUAAAAAUAACCAAAGAUGGAAAUGUUCUAUUGCACGAAAUGCAAAUUCAACACCCCACUGCCUCCCUUAUUGCUCGAGCCUCAACUGCCCAAGAUGAUAUGACUGGCGAUGGCACAACAUCUACAGUUUUAGUCAUAGGUGAACUAUUAAAACAAGCAGAUAUUUUCAUAGCUGAAGGUCUUCAUCCUAGAUUGUUAACAGAAGGCUUUGAUAAGGCUAGGGCAAAAGCUUUGGAACUGCUGGAUAAGAUGAAGAUUCCAAUUGAUGCAAACAAAGAAACUUUGACAGAUAUUUGCAGGACAAGUUUAAGAACAAAGCUACAUCAAAAACUUGCUGAUGUUUUGACAGAUGUUUGUGUGGAUGCUGUUCUAGCUAUAAAGAAAGAUGAUAAACCUGUUGAUCUUCAUAUGGUUGAAUUAAUGGAAAUGCAACACAAAACAGAAACUGAUACUCAGUUAAUUAAGGGUUUGGUCCUAGACCAUGGCUCCCGUCAUCCAGAUAUGCCUAAAAGUCUCAACAACUGCUACAUUUUAACAUGUAAUGUCAGCAUGGAGUAUGAAAAAAGUGAAGUCAAUUCAGGAUUCUUCUACAAAACUGCAGAAGAGAGGGAGAAAUUAGUGACUGCUGAGCGUGAAUUCAUUGAACAGAGAGUUAAGAAAGUCAUUGAAUUGAAAAGGUCACUCUGUAAUGGAACUGAUAAGACUUUUGUCGUUAUUAACCAAAAAGGUAUUGACCCCAUGAGCCUGGAUAUGCUUGCCAAAGAAGGAAUCAUAGCUCUUAGAAGAGCUAAGAGACGUAACAUGGAACGUCUAUCAUUGGCUUGUGGUGGAGUAGCUAUGAACAGUUUUGAUGAUCUGCAAGAAUCUCAACUUGGUAGAGCUGGACAUGUUUACGAACAUGUGUUGGGAGAAAAUAAGUAUACAUUUGUGGAAGAUUGCAAAAUUCCUCAAUCGGUUACCAUUUUAAUGAAAGGACCCAAUAAACAUACUUUGACUCAGAUUAAAGAUGCUGUUAGAGAUGGAUUAAGGGCUAUCAAUAAUGCCAUUGAUGACAAAGCAGUUAUUCCAGGUGCUGGUGCAUUUGAAGUUACAGCCAAUAAAGAAUUGCUAGCAUUUAAAGACACUGUUAAAGGUAAAGCUCGUCUAGGAGUUGCUGCUUAUGCAGAAGCUUUACUGGUACUACCUAAGACUUUGGCUGUUAACUCUGGAUUUGAUGCACAGGACACAAUUGUAAAACUACAAGAAGAAUCCCGUUUGAAUCCAGACCCAAUUGGUUUAGAUUUAACCUCUGGAGAACCGAUCAAUCCUAAAGAUGCUGGCAUCUAUGACAACUAUAUUGUUAAAAAACAAAUAAUCAAUUCCUGCUCGGUCAUUGCCAGCAACCUCUUAUUGGUUGAUGAAAUUAUGAGGGCUGGAAUGAGCAGCUUAAAGGGAUAAAAUCGAAGUAUUUAAAAUUUGAAUCUGUAUUUUUCUGCUUGUUAUAAUUUAUCAUUGCGUUAUGUAUUUUCUUAACCUCUGAAAGGUUGCUACUUAACUUUUAAUGGACCUAUACAUAAUGCUAAACAUUUAUAACAUUCACAUGUAACAACUCUUAUAUUUAUAAUAUUUGCAAUAAUAAAAUGUCAAAACUA